CAGCAUGUGGACGAGGGGAGGAGAGAGAGCCGAGGAGGCGCGCGAGGGCUGAACGCCGGCGCAGCAGACCCCACAUCGCAAGCGGGGCGCCCGGCUGGGGGGGUGGGCGGCAUCGGGCGUGCGGGACGUGUGCGGCCCGAGGACAGAGCCGGGGCCUCGCGUGGCCCUGCCCGCAGUCGCCCGCGAUGGGCGAGGCCAGCCGGGCGUGCUCUGGCUACUACAGCCUCAACCACAGCUUCGUGGAGCCCUUCCAGUGCCCCCGGCGCGGCGAGGCGGCCUCUCUCCUCUACUGCUGCGGCUUCGCGGACCUCAAGUACUGCUGCGGCGAGCCGGGCAGCUACUUCCCCUACAAGCACAGCUACAUGUGGAGCCUCAGCAUUGGUGCCCUGACUGGAUUGGGGAUUGCUGCCCUUGUUUUACUUGCCUUUGUCAUCAGCGUCUGUGUCCUUUGCUAUUUAUUUCUGUACACAAAGCCUCAAAGAUUAGACAAUGGCCUUAAACUUCAACACCUAGAGGCUUCUUCCACUCAAGAAGGCAACUCAAAUAAGAAAACCAAAGCCCCCAAUUCAAAUUCAACAAAUGAAACAUCCUAUGAAACUGAUGAUGUAAUUCAAGAAAAAACAAUGGAUACAACACAAAUCAACAUUGUGUAUUAUUAAAAAUCCUGUGUUGUAAAAGCUCACUGGAGAGAUGGAACAAUAAAAAUAAAGAGUGCAUUUGAAACACUUUGUAAUAAUACUUUUCAAAAAUUCGCCACUCACAAAGCAAGACAUUUUUUAUCAUUCAAUUAAUUUAUUAAACACCUAAGGUUCUGAUAGCUUUUCAUGUACAUAAGUUUACUUUUAUUUACUAAUUAAGAUGCGUGUACAUUACACGAAAUUAUCCUAAUACUUCAGGAGAAAUUAAAAGAUUUUUUUUGUACUCUUAUUUAUCAUUUAUUUUUCAAUUACAGUUGACAUUCAAUAUUAUUUUAUAUUAGUUUCAGGUGUACAGCACAGUGGGGUUAGACAUUUAUAUAAUUUAUGAAGCGAUCCCCCCGAUUAGUCAAAAAAUUUAUAACACAGACAAGCAAACCUAUCUCAGUGAGGAACAAUGAGGAAUUUAUGUCAUAUUACCAGCAUUUCACAAUUUUUUGGUACUUAGAGGCAGUUAUUUUUAUAAGAGAUGGUCCUGGAUAGGUAGAUAUCCGGGGGAAUGAUCUUAUAAACUAGAGGUGGCAUGUUGUUAAGUCUUUUAGAUAUCAACCCAUGCCUUUUUUAGAGGAUUUGCUGGGCACACAAACAAUAUAUUGCCAUUAUAAAAGCUAACAUUCAAUAACAAAAUGCAUCACAAUGUAUAAUCAUCAUAAUAAAUAUUUUCUGCAUACCAAGGGAUAACCAUAACAAAAAUCCUUUAGUGAUAAAGUUCCUAAGGAAGUUCUACAAUAAAAGUUAUCAAAAACAAGUUAAGUUCUCUUAUUCCACCUAAGGCUAUUGCAGUAAUAUCAUUCAGACAUCUAGAAAUAAAACUAUAGUUUCUGCAAAUUAUAAUUGUCUUAAAAGAUUUUUCUCUUAAGUAUGAUUUCUAGUAUAAGAACACAGAUGUGAUUUUAUAAUGGAAUUUAAUAGGAAAAAAGGAAUAAUUUUAAGCUGGCUCUGCUGAACACACCUACUGUGUUGUGUAAAGUUUCUAUAGUUGGAAGACUAGCCUUUCAACAUGUGAUGAAUACAGCUCCUCUGGUUUGAUAGGGGAAGAAAAGGAAUGCCAUUUUGCUCUCAGGCACGCAAAGCUCAGAGUUAGAAACUUUUGAUCAUUAGGUUGUGAAAAUUUCUACCAAGAACUGAGGAUACCUUCUAAAUCAGCAUUGCCCAGUAGAAGUUUCUGAGAAGACAGAAAUGUUUCCAUACAUGCACCGUCUGGCAGGAUAGCCACUAGCCACAUGUGACUACUGGGCACUUAAAAUGUGACCAGUUCAACUGAAAAAAUGCAUUUUAUUUAUUUAAUUAAUUUAAAUAGCCACAUGGGGCUAUAUCGACAUAGUUCUAGAUCAUUAUUGCAACAUCCUACUACUGCCAGUGUUAGAUUUCGCAUUCAAAAAGAACACAAUUUUGCCAAUGAUUUAAGAUGAAAAUUGCUUAGAGUACUGUGAAGUUUGAAAGUUAAAACGUUACCAUUAGAAAAAUGACAUUUUAUAAUAGUCACAAAAGCAAAGAAUUCUCAUUUAUUUUUGUGAAAGCACAUAAAAUCAUUUAUGGUACGUUUUAAUCUUUUAUCUAGCUUGAUUUUAAAAAAUCUGAGAAAAAUCAGCUAUCUUGAUACACAGACAUUAACAAUUACAUUACUAAUUAGAUGUUGCCUCACGUGAAAGUCUGGGCUGAGAAAGUUUAGGAAAGGCACUGGCAUAGUUGUACAUUUGCUGCUCAAGGGGAAGGGCAGAUGCCAUAAAUGCCACAAGGAGCAGGAAACUGGAGACUCAGGGCAACCAAAUGCUCAUGGUCCUGAGACCUCUUCACCUGUGGGCCAUGCAUGGGGCCAGGCCUGGCUGGAUGCAUAGCGGUCGUGCUCUGGGGGAGGCACCCCAAUUCUCUGGCACUCUGCACGUUUUGAGAGGAGUUGGGAAAAAAGAAAUGAGGUCAGAAGACCCUGGAUUCUGCAAGUGGGAUUCUCAUCAUGCUGGCAUAAGAAUCUACUGCUCUUGGAUGCCAACUGCCCAAGAAGACUGAACCCCACCACUACCAGUAGUAGCAGCUGGAGUCAUUGAAGCCCUCCCAGCCACAGCAGGUUACCUGAGGGACAGCCACGGGCUCAUCCAGUACAAACUGGCAUGUGUCUCUGUAACUUUGAGGCUUCACAGACUGAGACAAAAUGUUAAACGCAAGAAGCCUUACCAAAUUACCACAGUCUGUACACUGAAAAAUAUUUUUAAAUGAGUUAUUUGGCCCUAACAAAUGUUAACAGUGACCAAAUUGUCAGUCAGAAAUAAUCUAAAAUAAAAUUAGAAACAAAACACAUUUCUGGUCAUAAUCAGAUCUCAGAAAAGUGGGUCUAGAAGAAGAGUACAAAUAAUAAGGCAUAAGACAUAAACAUUCAAAUUAUUUUCUACGUGGCCUUCUAAUGACAGCAAUUUCAUCUUUUAAAACUUGUGGAAUUGAAUUAUGACAUGGAUGCAACCAAACCCCAACACAAAUUGUUUCCUUACAACUCUCUCAUGAUGUCUCAUUCACUGCUUACAGAUUCAAGUCCAAACUCCCAAACAUGGAACAUAAGACCUCUUUCUUUUGUUCCUAAGAACCUAGAAUGAUAGUUUCAAUUCUUACCACUUCUUGCCUUACAUAUUGCUUGUAAUUCUUGACACACACAAAACCCCCAAGUUUUCCUAUUAUGGCCUUUGUGCACAGCACUUUCUCCUUCCCGAACUGUCAUAACUGCCACCCUCAUCCUCAAUCAAAAUGUACUCCAGGCAUUACUUUCUCUAGGUAGCCUCUUCUAACUUCUCUAGACUAGGUUAUGUAGCUCUCUCCGUGUUUCUAUAAACCCAUGUUUGGAUCAAUAACUGCACUGAUUACAGAAUGAUAUGUUCUGCUGUUUCUCCCAUCCACUAAACUAUGAACCUCAUGGAAGCAAAUGAGGUUUUUUAAUCUCUAUAUCCCCAGUACUUAGCAGAGUGUUUGCCAUGCUAGGCCCUCAACAAAUGUUUGUUGAAGAAAAGAUUCAAUGGCAUUUUUGUCAACACAAGUAAUAACUCUUCAACCUAUUUAACUGAAGGUGACAAAGGGUUAUAUAGAGUAGUAAAUAUAGACACAUACAGUUGUUUUACUCCUUAUUUUCUGAUGUUCUGGCCUCAGAGAACCAAAGAUGUAAAUAGGGAUGUAUUAAGUGUGAACAACCAGAGAACCUCUGAGAGAUUUUAGCCAACAGAUAAUAAGGAGAAAAGAAACAGAGAAUUGUGUGGGGAGUAGGUCCAUCUAUCCAAAAGCAAUAGCUUCAAAGUGUUUAGAUAAUCUGGUUAAAGAUACAAAUCUAAACAUAAAUUCUGCUGGCAUCUAGUGAAAAUGACAUACACUGGAUGGUAAGCAUGUGAACUAAAUAUCAAUUACCUACUUAAAGAAGUUGAAUGUGUUUGAUAGCUGUAUCAAAAAAAAUUCAACCUUUACCAUCACAGAAUGCUACCUGCUUAUCUGUAGUAAUUUCAAAAAUGAAUAAUACCACUUGAAUUUUACUAAAAUAUCAUUACUCAUAUAUAUUACGGGCUGGAAGGGAUCUCAGAGAUAAUGUGGUACAAUGUUUUAUAGAUGAAAGACUCUAAGGCCCAGAGAAGCUAAAAUGACUUUGCUAAAGGUCACAGAGGUAGUUAGAAAGUACGGGACUUUUUGGAUUUUUACUAUUCAAUUCGGUUUUCUUUCUGCUACGUACUGCCUGAGAGGAAAUUUCAUUAAUUUUCUCCUAAAAUACAUCUGUGAGAUUUGCAUCCAAUCCCAAUAAGAAGAACAGGAUCACUUUAGAAGAAAAUUACUUUAGUAAAAAUAAAUGAAUUUUAUUCAGAUGAGACAUUCUAAAAACUAAUCUCAAAUGAUGGAAAAUUUACUUAAGAAUAAUUUCAAGAUUGUUUCUGGGAGAAAAUAAUUACUGAGCAUUUAUAAAAAUCUUUUAAUUUGCAUACUAUAUUAGUUAAUGAGGGCUGAAUUUAUAUAACUCUUCUGAACUGUUACUGUGUCACCAUUCAGAAAACAAAUGUAAUGAGCCAAAUUAUAAUCUCUACUACAGAAAUAAAACUUACAAUUAAACUUAAAUUUAAAACAAAAUGAAAUUAUCCCUGUUCACAAUAAUUAUCAUUUUUAACCAUAUUAUAUACUUGGUGGGAUGAGGCUAUCCUUUGGCAUGCAGCAUCCUCCAAUCACUUUUUGAAGUUGUUUUUUUUUUUUACUUAUUUUUUUCAUCUUGAUAGCCAAAGAACUGUAUUUCCAUAAAAUAGUUUUCAAAAAUACAUAAAAUACAGCAAAGGCAAAACAAAUGCUUAAAAACC
Molecule: messenger RNA, 5002 nt
Organism: Rhinolophus ferrumequinum (greater horseshoe bat)
Lineage: Eukaryota; Metazoa; Chordata; Mammalia; Chiroptera; Rhinolophidae
Gene: SHISAL2B
Product: shisa like 2B
Exons: 3
Coding region: 186-659 (157 amino acids)
Source: RefSeq, a predicted model, not a curated record